AUGAGCAUAGCAGGGAAGAGCGCUUUGUUGAGCAAAGAUUCAAAAAACCUUGAAGAAAUCGCAAAGAGGGAAGGAGUCACUUCCAGAGCAGCUGGGCAAGCCGUCAACUCUGCUCUUUUCGUCUCUAGCUCAAAAUAUCUCAGUGAUCUCUUAAAACAGCGGGAUUUUUGCGAGCGUGAGUGCUUUAGCCAGAAUCGCAGCUCUCUCGAUUGCUCGAAAUUCUUGAGCUCAAAGUCGCGCAACCCGAACCAAUGCAUCGAAUCUAUUCUCUACAUUCCGUUGGCAAUCGUUGUUUUGUCAUUGAUUCUGCAGCUAGUCUACGGGCUCAUCUCGGUCGGAAAACAACGAGGAAUUCCAUUGGUCGGGGAUUUCUCCUCGAAAAUCCCAGCUGUAGCUAAGCUCGGGAAAAAGUGGCUGAAGGCUGAGAUGUGCAUCACUCUGCUUAUCAGCAUUUUUAACUUUGCGAUUGGUGCUUUUCAACUUUCGUCUUAA
Molecule: messenger RNA, 492 nt
Organism: Oikopleura dioica
Lineage: Eukaryota; Metazoa; Chordata; Appendicularia; Copelata; Oikopleuridae
Source: the annotation of a GenBank genome assembly